UGAUUGGCCCGUGCGUCCCGGCACCUCCCUCCUGGCUGCGCGCUGUCAGGGCAUUGCAUCACUCCCCCGCCGGGACGCGGCGUGGACGCUGCUGUUUCCCACGUGCCACGGUCCGGGAGACCCUCAGCAACAAAAUGGUUCAACAAGUUCCAGAAAACAUCAAUUUUCCUGCUGAAGAAGAGAAAAUCUUGCAGUUCUGGUCCGAAUUUAAUUGUUUUCAGGAAUGCUUAAAGCAAUCAAAACAUAGGCCAAAAUAUACCUUCUACGAUGGGCCUCCUUUUGCAACUGGACUACCUCACUAUGGACAUAUACUUGCAGGGACAAUUAAAGAUAUAGUUACGAGAUAUGCUCACCAGAGUGGGUUUCAUGUUGACAGAAGAUUUGGAUGGGAUUGUCAUGGCUUACCUGUGGAAUAUGAAAUUGAUAAGACACUGGGAAUCAGAGGACCAGAGGAUGUAGCCAAAAUGGGGAUUGUAGAGUAUAACAAUCAGUGCCGAGCAAUUGUGAUGAGAUAUUCUACUGAGUGGAAGUCUAUUGUUACCAGACUUGGCCGAUGGAUUGACUUUGACAAUGACUACAAAACUCUGUAUCCGCAAUUCAUGGAAUCUGUCUGGUGGGUCUUCAAACAACUCUAUGAUAAAGGCCUUGUUUACAGAGGUGUGAAGGUCAUGCCCUUCUCUACCGCGUGCAACACUCCACUUUCCAACUUCGAAUCCCACCAGAAUUACAAGGAUGUUCAAGAUCCUUCAGUAUUUGUAACUUUCCCUUUGGAGGAAGAUGAAAAUAUAUCUCUAGUUGCUUGGACAACCACGCCCUGGACUCUACCUAGUAACCUUGCCCUGUGUGUCAAUCCAGAUAUGCAAUAUGUGAAAAUUAAAGAUGUCGUCAGAGGAAAAUUACUCAUUUUGAUGGAAGCCAGAUUGUCAGCCCUCUAUAAAUUGGAGAGUGACUAUGAGAUCCUUGAAAGAUUUCCUGGUGCCUAUCUCAAAGGCAAGAAAUACACGCCCCUGUUUGACUAUUUUGUGAAGUGUAAAGAGAAUGGUGCUUUUACUGUGCUUGUUGACAACUACGUAAGGGAGGAAGAAGGCACUGGCGUUGUACACCAAGCUCCUUACUUCGGUGCUGAUGACUAUCGAGUCUGUAUGGACUUCGGCAUCAUUCAGAAAGACUCUCUCCCUAUUUGUCCUGUGGAUGCAUCAGGCUGUUUCACAGCGGAAGUGACAGAUUUCAUGGGACAGUAUGUAAAGGAUGCUGACAAAAAUAUCAUCAGGACCCUGAAGGAACACGGCCGACUCCUUGUUGCCAGCACCUUCACUCACAGCUACCCUUUCUGCUGGAGGUCGGACACUCCCCUCAUUUACAAAGCAGUGCCCAGCUGGUUCGUGCGAGUGGAGCACAUGGUGGACCAGCUGCUGAGGAACAAUGACCUGUGUUACUGGGUCCCGGAGUUCGUGCGAGAAAAGCGAUUUGGAAAUUGGCUAAAAGAUGCACGUGACUGGGCGGUUUCCAGAAACAGAUACUGGGGCACCCCUAUCCCACUGUGGGUCAGCGAUGACUUGGAGGAGGUAGUUUGCGUUGGCUCAAUGGCAGAACUUGAAGAACUGUCAGGAGCAAAGAUCUCAGAUCUGCACAGAGAGAGCAUCGACCAUCUGACUAUUCCUUCCCGUUGUGGGAAGGGGUCGUUGCAUCGCAUCUCUGAGGUGUUUGACUGCUGGUUUGAGAGCGGCAGCAUGCCCUAUGCCCAAGUUCAUUACCCGUUUGAAAGCAAGAGGGAGUUCGAGGAGGCAUUUCCUGCAGACUUCAUUGCUGAAGGCAUCGACCAGACCAGAGGAUGGUUUUACACCCUGCUGGUGCUGGCCACGGCUCUCUUUGGACAGCCACCUUUCAAGAAUGUGAUUGUGAACGGACUCGUCCUGGCCAGUGAUGGCCAAAAAAUGAGCAAACGGAAAAAGAAUUAUCCAGAUCCACUUUCAGUCAUCCAUAAAUAUGGUGCUGACGCCCUCAGAUUAUAUCUGAUCAACUCCCCUGUGGUGAGAGCAGAAAACCUCCGCUUUAAGGAGGAAGGUGUGCGUGAUGUUCUGAAGGACGUGCUGCUCCCGUGGUACAACGCCUAUCGCUUCUUCAUCCAGAACAUCUUGAGGCUGCAGAAGGAGGAAGAAAUGGAAUUCCUCUACAAUGAGAACACAGUUAAAGAAAGUGCCAACAUCACAGACCGGUGGGUCCUGUCCUUCAUGCAGUCGCUUGUUGAGUUCUUCAAGGCCGAAAUGGCAGCUUACAGGCUCUAUACUGUGGUGCCUCGCCUGGUCAAGUUUGUGGAUGUUCUGACCAACUGGUAUGUCAGAAUGAACCGCAGAAGAUUAAAGGGUGAAAAUGGGAUGGAGGAUUGUGUUCUGGCCCUGGAGACGUUGUUUAGUGUUUUGCUUUCUCUGUGCAGACUUAUGGCCCCCUACACACCUUUUCUUACUGAAAUGAUGUACCAGAAUCUAAAGAUGCUGAUUGACCCUGUUUCUGUCCAGGACAAGGACACACUCAGCAUCCACUACCUCAUGCUGCCCCAUGUUCGAGAGGAACUGAUUGACAAGAAGACCGAGAGUGCAGUGUCUAGAAUGCAGUCCGUGAUUGAACUUGGGCGAGUGAUUCGAGACCGUAAAACUAUUCCAAUAAAGUACCCUUUGAAGGAAAUUGUGGUCAUCCAUCAAGAUCCGGAGGCUCUUAAUGAUAUCAAGUCCUUGGAGAAGUAUAUCAUUGAGGAACUGAAUGUUCGAAAAGUUACAUUGUCUACGGAUAAAAGCAAGUAUGGCAUUCGACUAAGAGCAGAACCGGAUCACAUGGUUCUGGGGAAGCGUCUGAAGGGAGCCUUCAAGGUGGUGAUGACAGCCAUCAAGCAGCUGAGCAGUGAGGAGCUAGAGCAAUUCCAGCGGAGAGGGACCAUUGUUGUAGAGGGCCACGAACUGCAUGAAGAGGACAUCCGCCUCAUGUGCACCUUUGACCAGGCGGCCAGUGGGACGGCGCAAUUUGAAGCGCACUCAGAUGCUCAGGCUUUGGUUCUCUUGGACGUCACCCCUGACCAGUCAAUGGUGGAUGAAGGAAUGGCUCGGGAAGUCAUCAAUCGCAUCCAGAAACUUCGCAAAAAGAGCUGGGAGCCGGACCAGGCACAGAGAGCCCUUUGCCUGCCCUCAGCAGGCAAGAGAGCCAGGGAGCUCCUACCUGAGGAGGCCUCCAGCAGUCCUCGUCAUCAGGCCUGGUGUCUGAGACCUGUGGGCUGGGAUCUGAGGAGGCCACUCCAGCAGAUAAUGGGGCGCUUGCGAGCUCUGUUUCAGUGCAAUCUAGUUCCAACUGAUGAAAUAACAGUUUAUUAUAAAGCAAAGUCUGAAGGAGAGUAUCUGAACAAUGUUAUCGAAAGCCACACAGAGUUCAUAUUUGCCACCAUAAAGGCUCCCUUGAAACCAUAUCCAGUUCCUACAGCAGAUAAGAUCCUUAUUCAAGAAAAAACACAGUUGAAGGGGUCUGACCUGGAAAUUACACUCACUAGAGGAUCAUCUGUGCCUGGCCCUGCUUGCGCAUAUGUCAAUCUUAAUAUUUGUACAAAUGGCAGUGAGCAAGGUGGAGUAUUGCUUCUGGAAAAUCCAAAAGGUGAUAAUAGGUUGGACCUUCUAAAGCUGAAGAGUGUUGUUACUAGCAUUUUUGGUGUAAAAACUACAAGGCUGGCUGUCUUCCAUGGUGAAACAGAAAUACAAAACCAAACCGAUUUACUGAGUCUUAGUGGAAAAACACUGUGUGUGACUGCAGGAUCGGCCCCCUCUCUGAUCGACAGUCCCAGUGCUCUCCUCUGUCAGUAUGUCAACCUACAGCUUCUGGACGCGGACCCACAAGAGUGUUUAAUGGGAACAGUGGGCACUCUCCUGCUUGAAAACCCACUUGGGCAGAGUGGACUCACCCACCAGGGUCUUCUGUAUGAAGCAGCCAAGGUGUUUGGCCUUCGGAGCAGGAAAUUAAAGCUGUUUCUGAAUGAGACUCAAACGGAUGAAAUUACAGAAGAAAUUCCCAUGAAGACCUUGAACAUGAAGACUGUGUAUGUUUCUGUAUUACCAACGACAGCAGACUUCUAACAUUCAGUUAUCAGUGUGGCUCAGUCAGCCUUCACCUGGUGUAUAUUUGCCCCCUACACGCACACGCACACACACACACACACACGGAGACACAGUGAAGAAAUUUCCUUCAGGUGCAUGUAUUAUAUGCUGCUUUUGGUCUAAAAUUGAAAUGUGAUUAAUUCAUCAAGUGACUUGAGACCUCACAGAAAUAUUCACACUUAACCUUAAAUACUUAGGCAGUCAUGUUGGGGGACAGUUACAAUGUUACCGCAGCACGACAGAGUUUAUUUCUAUACUUGAAUUCUUAAGUAUAGAAGGUAGAAGUGAUUUAAAUGGCAUGGUAUAUAUAUAUAUCAUUCUAUGGCCUUGUAAAACUUAUUUGGGACCUCUUGAAGGAAUGGACAAUGUUAUAUAUUCUGCUAUCUGGAUUUUCCUGGUAAUUUGAUGGAAUAUUUUAAGUUUCAGUAAAUCAGAACAAUAAACAAACUUUCUCUCAGAUAA
Molecule: messenger RNA, 4592 nt
Organism: Equus caballus (horse)
Lineage: Eukaryota; Metazoa; Chordata; Mammalia; Perissodactyla; Equidae
Source: RefSeq, a predicted model, not a curated record